GCUCCAGUUCGACCCAGAGAGGCGUUUCACAGUGGAGCAGGCACUCGAAUUGCCCUACUUGGAGCAGCUGCACUGCCCUGAGGACGAGCCAUCGUGCCCAAUGAUCGACCUAAGCGACUUCGAGUUUGAACGUCGCAAAAUCGACCUGGCGGCACUCAGAGAAGAGAUUUUUCUGGAGGCCCUUCGCUACCAUCCAGAACUGCAGUUGCGGUACCUACAGGAGCAACAAGCCUUGGGUACUGGACAUGAUAUUUGCUCCUACCGUUUGUUGGCUCCAGGAGAGUCGCAAUACGAUGAGGUUGGCUCUAGUUGAAACUCUGAAACUCAGUGCUCUCCCAGAAUCGUCCCCGUUUUAUCCCG
Molecule: messenger RNA, 360 nt
Organism: Cladocopium goreaui
Lineage: Eukaryota; Dinophyceae; Suessiales; Symbiodiniaceae
Source: the annotation of a GenBank genome assembly